AUGCCGCAGACCGCAAGCGAUGCCAUGUCCUUGCUAUCCCAUUCCAAGUCGAGAAGUGACGAGACAGGUAGGUGUGUGUGUACGCUUUCUGCCGCUCGCUUAAAAGAUAGAGGUGCUGGCUUGCACGCGAGGGCCGCUGCUGGAUUUCCCAUUGUCGGUGUGCCAGGCUCGAGCCGAGAGCAGGCGAGGGGCGCGAUGUUUGUUGCUCGUUGUAUGGGAGUUGGCCCGGACGCGGAGUCGGGGAAACGCACAGCACACGGAAGUGUGUAG
Molecule: messenger RNA, 270 nt
Organism: Gaeumannomyces tritici R3-111a-1
Lineage: Eukaryota; Fungi; Ascomycota; Sordariomycetes; Magnaporthales; Magnaporthaceae
Exons: 3
Coding region: 1-270 (89 amino acids)
Source: RefSeq, a predicted model, not a curated record